GCAUGAUCUUGUACAAUUGUAGUUUUGUACAAGAAAUGAGUAGCGAAGUACGUCACUCUUUUAGGUAUAUUCUGAUAUGCAAGUAAGCCAGGUAGCUGUGAUUGUUACAACUGGAAUAUAUACAUGUCCUCAAGAACAUGAUGCCAGAGCAACAUGAAAUAAGAAUUACAGAGAAUACGAUACUUCUAUCAACUAUUUUGUGUAUUUAGGGAGCAGCAUUUGUCGCCCGAGCCAGAAUAAGUAGCAUAUCAGAGGCUAAUGGCUGUAGAAGGUAGUAGGCUGAUGACAAUUUAUAGGAGGUUCAAGCCACACCUCCUUAUGGUGCUGGCUCAGUUGGGAUAUACAUUCUUAUAUCUGAUCACUGAAGCUUCCUUUGCUCAUGGAAUGAAUCCUCAUGUUUACAUUACUUAUCGACAUAUCGUUGCUGGUUUUGUUGUUCUGCCUUUUGCCUACUUCAUUGAAAGAAAAACUAGGCCCAAGCUGACAAUGCUUCUAUUUCUGGAAAUUUUUGUGCUUUCUCUUCUAGGGGUGAGCUUAACCCUGAACAUGUAUUUCGCGAGCUUGAACUACACCUCUCCCACAUUCCUGGCAUCAGUGGUUAACACAAUAGCUUCCCUGACUUUUGUUCUAGCAGUUGUACUAAGGUUAGAGGAAGUUAAUAUAUGGAAACUUCGAGGGCUAGCCAAAGUUCUGGGAACCUUGAUUUCUUUAGCAGGUGUAAUGACCAUGACAUUGUACAAGGGAUCCAUUUUAAGAAAUAUAGGGCAUCCUCUAAUCCAUAUUAAUCGAAGCUCAGCAGCACAGGAGGAAUGGUUGAAAGGUUCAAUUUUAACCAUAAGUAGCUGUAUCACCUGGUCUAUAUGGUACAUUAUGCAGGCAUACACACUAAAAAGAUAUCCAGCACAAUUGUCACUGACAACAUGGAUGAAUUUUGUUGGAGCAGCACAAUCAGCUGCCUUCACUGUAAUUGUAGCCCACAAACCAGCUGAAUGGGCUGUUGGUUUCAACAUCGACCUAUGGUCAAUCUUAUAUGCGGGAAUAGUGGUAUCUGGUCUAAUAAUUUACAUUCAACUAUGGUGCACCGAAGAAAAAGGGCCGGUCUUUGUAACAAUGUUUAAUCCCCUCUCCACAAUAUUAGUUGCAGUACUGACAUAUUUUGCACUAGGCGAAAAUCUAUACAUGGGGAGCAUUAUAGGGGCAGUGAUCGUGAUUCUUGGUUUAUACUUGCUACUAUGGGGAAAAGAGGCCGAUCAGAAAUUGCAGGUUAUCCGAAAGUGCAGACCAGAUAUUAUAUACGAAAGUGAUGGAGAUUCCCCGGGAGGUGGAAAGGGUACUUUAAACAUGAAAGAAGAACCUUGAAUUAAAGAAUGUUCCACUAGCUUGCUGGGAAUAUGAAUUCAAUUAUUAGAUCAAUUCUUGUUGUUACUAUUUGCUCCAGUCGUAUCGAUAGGUAGAGACUAAAGAUAUGUUAUCUGCCUCGAAAUUUUUCAGCAAGGCAACAAAAUGAAAAUCUGUAUUCCAACUAAAUUUUGCAAUGCAUUCAAAGAAAUUCCUGAAGCUAUGGCAAGGAACGGUUCUGCCA
Daucus carota subsp. sativus is the source of this 1582-nucleotide messenger RNA. Its product is annotated as WAT1-related protein At5g07050. Gene Ontology annotation, molecular function: transmembrane transporter activity. The transcript is spliced from 7 exons. The coding region runs from base 259 to 1359 and encodes 366 amino acids. NCBI's taxonomy places the organism in Eukaryota, Viridiplantae, Streptophyta, Magnoliopsida, Apiales, Apiaceae. Gene Ontology annotation, cellular component: plasma membrane. The record is from RefSeq and is a predicted model, not a curated record.